This is a messenger RNA of Peniophora sp. CBMAI 1063, 1746 nucleotides long. NCBI's taxonomy places the organism in Eukaryota, Fungi, Basidiomycota, Agaricomycetes, Russulales, Peniophoraceae. The record is from the annotation of a GenBank genome assembly.
AUGUUGUUCCUCAUCAUAUCGUCUCUUGUCACAUGGGUACAUGGUCAGAGUUUCGACGUUCCCUCGAAUUGGCGGAAGCCCAGCUCCGAUCGCCCGCUCUCCGAACGGCGUUCCAUCGCUCAAACGACCUUAGAGUCUUUAAUCUCGGUUAUAGAUCUGGAGGAUGGAACUAGUGAAGGCAUGAACCACGACCAGUGGGCAUCCGCGAAUGUUCCUGCAAGCAUAGCACAGCACGACUUUAUCUCUGCUUCUCAGGAUAACCAUGUAGUCGUCUCGAAUACCAUCGCCGCCAGCCGCAAUGCGAACCCGGCCUAUUUUGAUAGCACUAUAACCCUUGAAGACUUCACCAGCGACGCAUUAAUGUGGGGAUUGGCGGCCUUAUACGGAGCACGCGCAUACAAUGACACGGGCCUUUCAGAGGCGGCUGAAGGCGUGUGGAACGUGGCAACUCAAUUUGCUGUCUCGGCUGAGGACGGGGAUCGCGGUUAUCAGCAUUCAAGAAAUGUGAGCUUUACUGUUGAUUGCGUCCCUAAUGUGACGUCUGCUGGUGCUGUAUUCUGGCGAGCGCAGACGCCGAGCGACUUAGGGUGUAAUGGAGAAACUGUAGGCGCAUAUGUGGCGUUGUCUGCACAUCUGUGGGAACGCACAGGCAACUUGACGUAUCUCAAGGCCGCACGACAGUCUGCUAGCUUCGUCAGCAGUCACAUGUACAUCCCAUUAUACCAGAUCAUAACGGAUACAUACGAAUUAUUGAAGUGCGACGACAAUGGACGUCAGUUCACGUAUAAUCAAGGUCUUUUCCUCGAAGGUCUUUCGAUUUUGAGCUCCGCGCCAGUUCCCGACAAAGCCACUUGGUCAAAUCUUACAGCCACGCUCGUAGCCUCUACAUUGCAGUUUCCUGCAUGGACGUCAUCCGAUGACAGCAUUGCGGGAGUCCUCAUCGAGAGCAUUGAGACGGUAGGCGCGGUCGCAAACCCUGCACAAUUCGCAGAGUCUUUCGUAUGGAGGAAUGCGUUCAUUCGCGCCCUAUACGAGGUCUGGAGGCGUUCCAAUUCGUCUAGUCCCAUGGCAAACUUCAUCGAGGCUUUUAUGAUGGUGCAGUACAAUGCACUGUUGGAUCUAGCAUCCGAUAAUGGAAGUUUCUACUCGCCACUCUGGGAGGGUCCACAGCUCAUCGAGAAGGUCUCUUGGGGCCAACUGUCGGCGAUGGACGUACUCAGCGCAUCCAUUGGUAUGACUUCCGCGAAUAGCUCGACAACGGGCCCCGCCACGACAAUCCCACCGGGGUAUACCUCAAGUCCCUCAACGGCGACGAGAUCGCCUCCAAUCUCUGACGGUACAAUCGCUGGAAUUGUCGUUGGGGUUGUCGCUGGUCUCCUCGUGACCGUUGCCGGAAUCUUCAUUAUCGUCAGGUCCAACCGGCGUCGAGCACUUCGUUCGGUAGACGGGACGACUCCCGGUACCCUUGAGGACAUCGAGCCAUUUCCUCCGGGCUACAAUACGAUCGUUCAACCACAUAUGGAACAGGCGGCUUGGGCCAGUGGGCACACGAAAGAUAGGCGCGGUUACGGGCACGGUCCUCUCCUGUAUCUCGAUAGCUCCGGGCCAACAGUCCCGGACAGCAUAGAACCUCCUUCGACAUCUAGAGAGGGGCCUGCAUUGGAGUCGGCCUUAAGCCGCGCGAUACAGCAAGUCGUGGAUAGGAUGCAGGUAUCUGGAGCUCCUCCUUCGUAUGCUGGGCGGUAG